GUGAGCGAGAGUUCAGCGGAGCCGCGCUCUCACGUCCCGAGGCAGAGCCGUAAAGAAGGUCGUCCGGAGACAGGCAGCAGAAAAUCCGGACAAUCCCUCUGCAAUUUGGAAGAGGAUGGGACGUCCCGCGGUGCUUUUGUUUCCUGCGAGAGGAAAACUUCAAUCACUUCAACGCUCCGUCUUCAUUGGUCGGUGCAGCGUUUCACGAUACCUCUCCAGGAUUGGCCCUUCAUUCCACCGUAAAGACCUGUAAGCCAAUCGGCGUCUGCCUGGCAGCGUCUCCUCUGCAGCAGAUUUCUACUUCAGUUGGGACAGAGCACAACAAGACAGAGAGACAGAGAGAGAGAGAGGGAGAGAGAGAGAGAGAGAGAGAGAGGGGAGACCGAGGUUCACCACAGCUGAAUCCAGGAUUCUGCACAAGCGAGCUCCAUCAUGGAGGUCCCCAGGAGGCCUCAGCCCUCCUCCUUCACGCUGCCUCUCCCUAAACCGGCCUCCUCCGAUCUGUCGCCCAUCGGAGCCGUAGAGAAGGUCGCCAGGAAGGAGUCAAUGAAGGAGAAGCUCCAGGAGAAGAACGAUGGAGCCGCAGAGAGAGAUCAGUUCGGAGAGGACACAGAUGAGGAUCUCAAUGUGUUCGCGGAGACGCCGGGCGAACACUACGAACUUGCGGAUACAAACACUUCCGCCGUGGAAAUAAAUGUGAGACUUUCCUCACAGGAUAGUUUCUCAGAGGAGACCUUGAUGUCGGAGGAGCGGUUGGCAGAGGAGGCCGAAGAGGCCAAAAAGAAGAGUGAAGAGGAGGAAGUGGCGGCUAAGGAGAGGGCCGCCCAGAGACAGAUGCUGGCCAUAGAGGAGCUGGUCCACUCUGAGAGGAAUUACCUCCGACUGCUGCAGCUCAGCACUGUGACCAUCAGGAACAACCUGCAGCAACUACAGCCUCCUCCAGCCAACCUGGACAGCAUGUUUCUGUACAUCGAGGAUGUGAUCGACGUGUCGGGUCGACUCCUCAGCCUGCUGGACCAGAAGCAGGUUCAGCCUGGAGACCCUCGCUUCCUGGAGACACUCUGUGACUCGUUCCUCAGCCUCUCCUCAGACAUCGAGGCGGCCUAUAAGGAAUACCUGGCCAACUACAACCAGGUGACGGUGCUGGAGAACAGCUACAAACAGAAGGAGGCUCUCUGGAACGACAUCGUCAGAGUCAUCAAGACCUCAGCGCCUGAAAUAAACGCCACCUCUCUGAGCUUCUUCCUGGUGAUGCCGGUGCAGCGGAUCGCCCGCUACCCGCUCCUCCUGCAGACCAUCCAGAAACACACGGACAGAACCCACCCGGCGUACGCCCUUCUGGAGCGGACCGCCCACACCUCCAUCGCCCUGAACUGUCGCAUCAACGAGUACAAACGCUUCAGAGAAGUUGCUGACAAAUACAAGAAGACAGAAACUCUCACCAUAAAGGACAAGAUCAACCGCCUCAACACCCACAGCAUCGCAAAGAAGACAGCGAGGCUGAGCCAGCACAUCAAACAUGGGACUGGAAUAGCACCUAAGCGGGUGGACGAGGAGUUUGACGCUCUGGAAGGUUUCUUUUCCGUUCUGGAGCACGGGAUCCUGGAGCUCCUCGAGAACGUGGAGACGUACCUGUACCACCUACAGGCGUUCCUGUCCUGCAAAACAGAGGAGUUUGACUUGGACAUGGACGGAGAGAAGGCCCCUAUUUCCUACAAGGAGAUCACCACCGCUCUCAGACAGUGGAUUCUUCCUACAUUUGAGAAGAGGAUGCGGACGUUGAUCCACAAGCCGCUGUGUGCGCUCCGUGACCUCCUGGUGGGCCCGAGGAACCUGAUCAGGAAAAGGCUGGACAAGCUGCUCGACUACGAGUUGUUAGAAGCCAAAUCCAACCUGAGCUACGAGGAACAGGCCGUGGCCAACACCUACAGGACAAUCAACACGUUGCUCCUCACCGAGCUCCCCCAGUUUAACCGCGUGGCGCUGCAGAUGAUCUGGAGCAUGCUGGGAACGUUCAGCUGUCUGCACAAAGACCUCUCCUCAGACAUGGAGCAACUGUUCCAGAGCUUUGCACAGCAGCUCCCUCACAGCUCUCUCAACCGCGGUGCAUUCUGGGAGUGGGCCGAGUGUGCAGUGCUGGAAGGUGCGAGGAGGUUGGAGACUUUGUGUCGUAGUGUGGAGGACACGCUCUACGGCCCCGUCGUCCAGCCUCUGAAUCUAUCCUCUCAGCACCGUCUGAAGCAGCUAACAGAUAAGCACGGUUCCGGAAAGAUCUACCAGGUGAUGGGGACGGUGGUGGGCAGCCGGGACCUGGACCUGAACCUGGCCAGAGGAGAGCUGGUGGCCAUCAUCAGUGAGGCGGACAGCCGCGGAGACAAACGGAGGUGGCUGGUCGACGCAGGAGGCAGACGAGGGUACGCUCCUUCCUCGAAGCUGAUUCGCUAUCACCAGCCAACAGACGACCCGCCUCCUUCGCCACAUCUGACCCUCCCCGAUGGCGUGACAGGAAUCAGACGACACUCCUACACCCCAGAGAGCCAGCCACUGAAAGUCAUGAGCCAGCCUUGCUUCCAGGUCAUGGCGGCGUACAACUUCACAGCGAGGGGGAACCAUGAAGUUUCGAUGCGGGCCGGAGAGCAAGUACGCGUCCUGGAGCCCCACGACAAACGAGGGAACCCUGAGUGGAGCCUGGUGGAGGCGAGAGGUGGGAAGAGAGGCUACGUGCCCUCCAACUACCUCACAAUCACGCCUAUGGGGGCGGGGCCACCGGGCACGUACCAGCCCUACUGCUAGGAGGGAGGGAGGGAGGGAAGGAAGGAAGGAAGGAUGUAGAGAAUGAGGGGAUUCACCAAUACCGUCUUUAGGAAGCUUACAGCAGUAUUCUGGUAAUGCAGAUCAAACUGCUUCUCUCAUUUUUUUUCAUUUCUCUUCAGGACUUGAGCUACACCCACCUCAUGUGCAAAUUGUUUCAUGUACAUUUUAUUUAUAGUGCAGUUCAGAAACACAGAUUUGCCUGAGAGGGCUUCACAGCACACAGCAGCCUUUAUUGUUAGGCUCCGGGUUGAAUGAAGUAAUGUCGCAACUGUUUACAAGUGAAGGCUCAUCGGCCUUCUCUUAAGGUUUGUUCACACCAGACGCAAAGCGACAUUUUCACAUGCCGCGAUUAAAAUAUUAAGACGAUGAAAUAAGAUGCUAAUAACGGGAUGAGGAGUUUGCUUAAAACUUUCAUGACGCGGUGUUGAAAUUCUCCUCCUGUCGUCACUGACGUUGAAUCAAAAAUGGAGAAAAAAAUAUAUAUUUUAGGACAAAGACCGGUCAGAACUCUAAAUGUAUAAAUGUAUAUGUAUAAACCAUAGACUGUCUGUGGUUUAAACAGUAACUGCGCUGCCAUAUUUAUAAAGCUAAUCGAUGCUAACUUCAUUCAGAAAACAAGCGUUUUCAAACUUGUUUGCUUGUCGUUUCGCAGCAGACCUGACAAAGCAUGAAUUCAGAACUUUUUACAAAAUCUGCAUUAUUAGUUUAUGUCGGCAUCCUUUUUAUCCAUUUUAUAAGUGAGGUGCAAAAACGCUAGAAAGCCACUAAAGGAGUGUAAGGCUGGAACGUGUGCGGCAGAAGGCCCUGAGGAUCACCUUUGAUACGUCGACAGAGUUUUAAGAUUUCUCUGCUCUGCUGUGGACGUGAUCCCACAGAAUGCUUGAAAAAGAUAUAUGUGGAACACUGAAAAAUAAUGAAGGAAGCUACAGCCCUGGUGCUGGUAGUGACACGGUGCUUGCUCAUGAGCACUUUGGCCGGACAUAUGAGAUGGAUUAUAACUCUGCAUCAUCAGGCUGAAGGACGGUCUUCAAGUUGCACCGCAAAUCUUUAAUGGUCAUUAUUCCAAAAAAAAUGCACCGGAGACGAUGUGGAGAAUAGUUCUGAAGGCCCAUGGGUGUCAGCUGACCUCUGAUGGAAGAACUAUCCCAUGAUCCUCUGCUGCAGGACAAUAAGGACACUUGAAUUGGAAAGGAUAGCGCUGCAUGUUCUCAUUAGUCCGUGUUUUAGCGAGCUAAAUGCAACACUUGGACACACAGAGAGCAAACGGUGUGUGUGUGUGUGUGUAUGUGUGUGUGUGUG
Anoplopoma fimbria (sablefish) is the source of this 4113-nucleotide messenger RNA. RefSeq names its product Rho guanine nucleotide exchange factor (GEF) 37 (gene arhgef37). Lineage: Eukaryota; Metazoa; Chordata; Actinopteri; Perciformes; Anoplopomatidae. The transcript has 17 exons. The record is from RefSeq and is a predicted model, not a curated record. The coding region runs from base 433 to 2793 and encodes 786 amino acids. Gene Ontology annotation, molecular function: protein binding; guanyl-nucleotide exchange factor activity.